UUGAUGGAGAUAUUAAUAUGUAUCAGUGAACCAAGCAGUCUGACCUUAUUUCCAUAUGCCAUCCAUUAUGCAGUGAUUGCCUUGGCAACAGUUGCCACGGGGCAAGAUGAACAACAACAAAAAAGCACACACAAAAUGAAGCAAGUUUUCCUAUUGGGCCUUAAUAAUUCAGAUUCCAUGCAUGUGCAACACUGCCAGUUUCUGCUAAAUAGUUUAAUAGUCUUUGGUAAGCACUCCUACAAAGGCCGAGGCAGCGUUACCGACCAAUGACAGACGUUUUUAAUCACGUGAUGGGAGAGGUAAAACACACUGCCUGAUGACUUUGAAUUCUGUGACGGCCUACACCCUUGCUGGCUUCAACUAGAUCCAGUGAGCUUUCCAGCGAGGAAGGUUGUGGCUACCAAGCUGUUGCAUGAUGGCAUCCUUUGGACAACUAGUGGGCCUUGUGCUGGUAUUUCAUGGCAUCCUUGCAGUAUCUGCAAAUGAUGAAGCAGAAAUGAACCAAGUGAUCUAUGAAGAGACCUUAGAAACUGGUCUCUACCCUGGCAAUGUGUUUCGCACCAAGGUGUAUCUAUACCCGGGGAUCAAAUGGUUUCGCGUCAACUUACAAGACACCCCAGGCAACCCUGUCUUGAAUCACACUGAAGUGGCCAUAUCAAUACGGGUAAACAUCAACCCUAUGUAUAGCUCCAUCGGUACCAUUGAACGCAACUGGCUUGAUGCCUCUGGAGUUAGCCAGCUAGAUCCACCAGAGAAGGCCAUCUAUGGGGAAUUCCCAUUCUAUGCAGACUAUGUGUUUGAAUUCACCCUGCUGUGCAGUCUCAGCCAUUAUGAGGUUCAAGUGAAUGGAUAUGAUAAGUUCACAUUCCUGCACAGAGCAACAACUGGUACACUGCCCCAAUUUGAUGUGGUGCGAAUCAUGGCCAGUCCUGGCACGGUGGACCUUUGCUGGACUAAGUUUAAUCUGGACCUGCUCCCAGCUCCAACCAGUUCCAGUGAGGUGACCACCAAAUGCAGCCAGCCAGUUCAGAGGAGCUUGUGCGAUGAUCUGGUCUGCUACCUCUUCUCAAAGGAACACAGCAUGUACACUAGCACUGCUAACCCCGUCACUAUGACAGCCAGCCCCAUGACCCUGUCUGAUGAUGUUUAUACUUCCUUGGAGGAAAUGGCAGAACAGUUUUGUUGUUUGGAGGGACUCAUCAAAAAUAUAGACGAUAGAAAAAACAAAGAUAUCCUUCAGUUGGCAGCAGAAAUCAACACUCAACUCUUUGCAUGGGAUGGUAACGCAAGCUGGAGUCAUGUGAAUGAGAUCAGUCCUAGUGGACCAUUGAGCCUUACGGACAGAUUGGAUGACAUAGCACAGGUCCUUGGAAAUCGUCUCCAACUUGGGAAAACAAUUGAGGCAGAGACACCAACAAUCAGUUGUUCUCUGGAAUCCAAUACUCUUGGUGCAUUCAUCCAGAAAGAUUGGACUUUCAAGCCCUUUGGAGAAGAAGAAGAUAUGAUAACUAUCAAGGGAGUUGACCUCACUGAGGUGGGAUUUAAUGACUCUGAAAUAAAGUUCUCCUUGUUUGGAGCAGCUUACACCAAUAUCACAGAUCUCAUCAAUUAUAAUCAGGAAGGCACAGAGGAAUUCAUUGUGGCUGAUGUCAUAUCUGCUACAGUCUUUGGACCUGAAGGACAGCUGGUAGUGCCAGUAACAUUCUCCAGAAGACUUGGUCCAAUUACGGAACAUAAUUCUUCAGAGUCUAGAGCUCCUGUGUGUGUGUUCUGGAAUGUGCAUUUAGAGGGUCAUGUUGCAGGAGGUUGGUCAACCUGGGGUUGUAGCAGGAUCACAGAGGAUGGCAAUCCCUAUGCUGAAGCAUUUGAGGGUGAUUAUGUCACAUGCUACUGCAAUCAUACCACCAACUACGCUAUCUUGAUGCGCAUUGUUCCACUGGAGAAUAAACCAGCAAAGGAAGUCCUAAUAACUAGCCCGUCUAUAAGGACUUUGGUGAUUAAUUCAACUGUUGUGGAAAUCAAACAGGUUUUCAACCAAUCAACCUCCAAGCCAACUGACACUGUGUCCAACGUGUCCAACAAGAUUCUGGAUGUCCUGACCAUAAUUGGUUGCAUCAUAUCCAUAAUGGCUCUGCUCAUGGCUCUUGCAUUCUUCAUUUUCUUUAAGCACAACACCUUGGAUACUGAGCGUAUUCUUAUUCACCGCAAUCUGAUGGGAGCUCUCCUGGUUGCCAUGGUGACAUUUAUGAUUGGUUUGUACCUGACCAAUGAACUGAUACCAUGCAAAAUAGUUGCAGUGUUACAGCAUUAUCUGUACCUGGCUGUGUUUUGUUGGAUGCUAGUGGAGGGCAUUCAUCUGUACCGCCUUAUUGUCACCGUAUAUGGCAGUGAGAAACAAAUGGCCAAGGUCUACUACUGCAUAGGAUGGGUGUUGCCGAUGGUGAUUGUGGCAAUAUCUGCAGGUGUCAAAUGGACAGAUUACGGAGUGCCUGAUCAAGUAUGUUGGUUGAAUCCUGUGAAUGGCUUAAUUUGGGCAUUUGUUGGCCCAGCUUGUGCUAUCAUGCUGGUGAAUUUUGUGGUGUUGGCAUUGGUAAUCAAGACGACAGUGAUGGCCUCCAAGGUGUGCAGUCAGGAUAGUUUGACCAAAGUUAAGACUGGAUUGCGUAGCUCCCUUGUGUUGCUACCCAUGCUUGGAAUCACUUGGACCAUCGGUGUCAUCACUCACAUCCACACUAUCUUUGAGUACAUCUUUGUUAUCAUGAACAGCUUUCAGGGCUUGUGGUUAGUGAUCGUGUGUUGUCUUUUGAAUGGGGAAGUGCGCCACGCCUUCCACCUGUCCAUCAAGAAGCAGCUGGGCAAAUACACAGGGACUGUGGAUGUGACAUCCAGCACAAGCAAUACGGACAAGAAGUCAUCCAGCACAGCACAUGGGCGAAUUACAAAGGGGAAAGGAUCCAGUUUGACGGAUGUGGAUUAGACUUUGACCUAUGGGCUCUUAAAGGUAUCGGUCUGAAACAGACUUGUGAAGGUGAUCGUCAUAAGCAGAGAGUCACAGAAAUAUGAGUAAAUUAUGGCAAGGAUGGGAUAACCCAAUUAAUGAAAUGGAUUGAUGGACAUUAAUGGAAACAGUAUUUGCAAAAAUCCGGUUUAAAUUCUGUGGCCGACAUGUGCACACAUUAAACUGCUUUCUGUUUAAUUAGAUCAUCCAAGUCACCGUUGUAGCCACACAAUCUGCCAGAAACUGGCCAAGAGCAAAAGGAACGUCACAUUUUUGUUUAUGAACUACCCAACUGAUGUUCAGCGUAGUAAGUUCAACAUUUACAUAUUGAGAAAACUGCAUGUUCAUUAUUAGAAAUCACAUUAAAGAUUUCUAUAAACCUCAGCAUGUCACAUGAAACAUCUGUUGAACACAAACCUACAUGUAGUAAGUGUAAAUAGUAACAUAAUGUAAAAGCAAUAAUUUUGAAUUAAAUAAAAAAGCAAAAGUUUAAAGUAAAAGCACUAUACAUGAAUAUUUAUGUAUUUUAUAGUGAGCUUUCUUCGUGUAUAUUGCACAUGACUCUGUACCUUGAUGCUGCCAAUGAUGACCAGUGUGAUAUGCUAUUUUUGUGAACUUUAUGACCCAUUUUAGGUAAUAUGUGUGGUUGUAUGUAAUUUUGUCAGCCUACCGACAUGAAUGCUUGAUAAUUGACCAAUACCUGCUCCUUCAAUUCUUUUACACUGACUUGAGACUUUGAGGUCUUACAUAUACACCAACAGAUCGGUCACAUCAUUAUGGCAUCAGUUUCAGGUCUACGUUAUCCCUAAUAUCAUAUUGCUUUUUGAUAAUCCAGACAAGUGUAUCUGAUUGUAAUUCAACAUGGGAAUGAUAUUUUCUCCUUAUUUGAUAAAUCUCAGUUCCUGUUCCCAUAAUUGACAGAUCACUAUCUUGUACCUUCUUAAGAAAUACACCAAGAUAAAUGUAUAGUAUGAAAUUGUGCUUAUGUAUUACUUUAUUAAAUAGCAGUAUUAGUAGUGCUUGUUGUGGUCAGUGGGCUUACUGUCUUAAGUCAUCUUUCAUAUGCAAUUUCAGGUACAAUCUUUGAAAACCCUUCUUAUAGGAUUUUUAUCACACCAAAGAGUAUUUUUGGCAAGUAGUAAAUUUAUGAUGAGAAACAAAGAAAUACCUAUUUUAAGGUUAUCUUUUAACUUUUCAAUUGUCCAAAUGUAGUUACAUAGUUCAGAAAUUCGGAGAUUAAACUAUACAAAAGCUUUAAUUGCACCAUUUUGCAGUAAAGGGGCGUAGUAAACGUACAACUUUGCAUAAGAUGUGCAGUUGUUAUGUUUUUAUCGGCGUUGGUUUGUUUGUUUGUUUGUUUGUUUGUUGGUUGGUUGGUUGGUUGGUUGGUUGGUUGAUUGUCUGUGAAUAGGUAACAAGUCCAAAAGUUAUGGACGGAUUGUCAUUAAUUGUUUUUAGUUUUCCUAAUGAAAGAAUUGCAAUUUUUACCAUUACUAUAAUGCAAAACGGUUACCAAGUGAUUUAUUGUACACGCACACGUACAAACAGCACGUAUUGUGUGCUAACUUUUUUAAACGUCAAAACUGUCUACAAAUGAGACGCAAAAUUAGUCUUCUAUGAAAAUCACUCCAUUUGGUAUUAAUUUGCAGACCAUGAAAUAAGCAGACUAUUCUUUUUGAGGAGCGCGAUCGCGCAGGUGCUCCUACCGCGCUCCUUAUUUUUUGUUUAAGAGCUUAAAAAAAUAGCGCUCCCAAUAAAUUCAACAGGACUUUCGACAGUGGACUGAACCACAAUCUGAUCUGAAGAAUGUACCAAAAAGGACAAGAUUUUGUUUGUAAUACCUUGUAUAAAACUCACAAUUUAUGCGUCCACAGAAAAAGAAGGGGGGAAAAAACUUAGAAAUCGCCACGGUACCUCAAUUAAUCCCUCCAAAAACGAAACCAUUUAGGUCUAUGCACGUAUAUUUAAGUCGUUAUUCGCCUCUUAAAAGACAUAUUUAUAUAAGCUGAAAUUUCAACGGAACACAAUCAAGCUAUUUGUUUGCUAAUUUCAGUUGGAGAGAUUUACCACCUUUUUUUUUAGAGAACAGUUUUCCUCCCGAAGGGAAUUAUUACAAUUUGAUUUUGACAUGUUCUGCCUACCUCGGCUAAUUCGAUAUCACCGUCACAGCUGGUUUCUUGGUUUGUUUUUGUCGUUUGCCUCCCCAACUUUUUCGAAAGAGUAGCCCCACCCUGAAUGAUGCAAAUUCUUGAAAAGUGUUUGCUAAUGAUGUAGCUCAAUUGUUAAUCUGUCCAAAUGCAAAGUAGAAACAUAAAAUCAUCAAAUUAAACCAUUUCUUUUUGCGCGCUGAGCCGCCACGUAAAAAAUUACCCCAAUGCUUAGAAAAAAUGAAGUUUGAACUUGUUAAGGUAGAUUUUCAGUGAUUGUACCUAAAAUGCAAGUUCCCUAUUGGGCUUCAUAAGCCCACUUAUAAGUUAUAUUACUUUUGUCAGUGUGGUUAUCGUUGUGCAUUAAUCUUGGUAUUUGAAAAGAAUUUGAAAUUUGGUGUGACAGUUUAUUUUGAAGUGUGCAGUUAUUAAAUAUUAUCUUGAAUCAGACUAGAUAA
This is a messenger RNA of Patiria miniata (bat star), 5603 nucleotides long. Its product is annotated as adhesion G protein-coupled receptor E3-like. Gene Ontology annotation, biological process: cell surface receptor signaling pathway; adenylate cyclase-activating G protein-coupled receptor signaling pathway. Bases 413 to 2977 code for a protein of 854 amino acids. The transcript is spliced from 22 exons. Gene Ontology annotation, cellular component: membrane. Gene Ontology annotation, molecular function: carbohydrate binding; G protein-coupled receptor activity. Lineage: Eukaryota; Metazoa; Echinodermata; Asteroidea; Valvatida; Asterinidae. The record is from RefSeq and is a predicted model, not a curated record.